AACACAUUUUGGAACUACUUAUUCGUUGCGGGUGCUAUUUUUUUUAAAGAUCUUUCAAUACGCAAACCUUUUAAACCUACCGUUAGCCGUUCUUGAUUACUUUGGUGACGUGUAACGUGUAACGUGACAUGCCAAGAAGCUAAACACUAUUCCCGGGCUCCGCGUCACAAAAACCCAAAUGUGUAUUCAGUAUAAUUCUCCAACAUACAGCGUUGAAGAUGCUGCUCUACCUACCUGGUGACAAGCAUCAGGUAGGACUCAGGUAGGAACGUGGCCAUGGCACUGCUUAGCAUCUUAGCAUCUUAGCAUCUUAGCAUCAUAGCAUCUUAGCCUGACACUACGGAUUGACAAGACGCCCCUAUGCAGACGGAAUGUAAGAACAUAUAUGAUGAUGAGUACACAGUCUUAAAUCUACGACCACAAUAUCAAACUAUUACUAAUUUCGAGCGAAUGAAUUCAGGAGAAUUCAAGACUGAAUUCUGUACAUUCUCAAAUGUAUGUUGUUUGGUGACCAUGUGCAUAUGGGCCUAGUUCUCUGCAUCCACUCGGUCGAGGGAAUGCGGAAUCCUUUUUGUUUUCUGAGAAUCUAUCCGGCUUCCCCCCCCCCCUUAAAUCAUCGUCAUCAUCAUCAUCUUCGUCAUGGCUUCAACGUUUAACCCUGUGCCCCAGUUAUCCUCCAUGUCUAGCACUGAUAUGCUAAUGCUUUCCUGUGUACCCGACUUUAUGUUCAUUUCUUUUGUAUCAUUUUGUCUGAAUUCGGUUUGUUUUUAGAUCAAGGAAGCAACAUCUACCGAAAGCCGCCAAUCUACAAAAAACACGACCCCGAGCCCAAGAUGGGUAGAUCAGUUACCAUGGUUACCGACCUAGACACACCUGCACUAGCGCCCCCCAGCAAGUGCGCUGAUGACAUCAUCAGGUCCGCUACCUUCCCCGCCGCCCACGCCCCUUGUCGGGACGACAGCCCGCAGGGCGGGGGGGGCGACCUGAGGCCCUACUCUCUGGCUGCGUUAGGGUCAGGAGGAGAGGGAAGGAGGAGGUCAAGAGAGGAGGAUGAGGAGGAGGUCUUGAAAAGAAAACUGCUACAAGAAGAGCACCUCACCAAGAUCCAGUCGGGUCUGGGGAAACUGAUCCUGAAGGAGGAGAAGGAGAAGGAGCAGAGCCGGGAGCGCCACUCACGCAGCGUCUCGGCCCAGCGCUAUGACCCCAAGCCGUCCAACUGUGAAGCCGAGCCAACCUCUCCCUCAAAAACGAACUCUCUCCCUGGGUACGGAAGGAACGGCCUGCAUCGGCCCCAGUCAACAGACUUCACUCAGUACAACAGCUACGGCGACAUGUGUGGAGGAGGAAGAGAGUUUCAGGUAUGUCCUUCCAUCUGCUUUCUCACCUGGCAUGCUUCUCACCUAGCAUCGUAG
Molecule: messenger RNA, 1412 nt
Organism: Gadus chalcogrammus (walleye pollock)
Lineage: Eukaryota; Metazoa; Chordata; Actinopteri; Gadiformes; Gadidae
Product: actin-binding LIM protein 1-like
Exons: 7
Coding region: 834-1412 (192 amino acids)
Biological process (GO): cilium assembly; lamellipodium assembly
Cellular component (GO): actin cytoskeleton; stress fiber
Molecular function (GO): actin filament binding
Source: RefSeq, a predicted model, not a curated record